Molecule: messenger RNA, 2623 nt
Organism: Cydia fagiglandana
Lineage: Eukaryota; Metazoa; Arthropoda; Insecta; Lepidoptera; Tortricidae
Exons: 3
Coding region: 314-1774 (486 amino acids)
Molecular function (GO): nucleic acid binding
Source: RefSeq, a predicted model, not a curated record
GCAUUUUUACAGAAUUCUUCAUAUGGCAACAAUUUUAUCUGUCAAAAGUGUCAAACAACUGUCAAAAUGUUGACAGCUUCUGUUACCAAACAAUAUUGAUAUUUGUGUCACAUUUAUGUGAGUUUUUAUUUGAAACAUAUGUUUGACCAGCGAGUCGCUGCACAAGCGUUUUUAGAGAAUUCUAUAUAUGGCAAUAAUUUUAGCUGUCAAAAGUGUCAAAAAUAUUGUCAAACGAGUUUACACAUAACCUAGAUUCUCAAAUUCUCAUGUUAGUUCAUUCGUUACGGAAGUUUAUAGUUUAUAUCGUAUUAUAAUGGCUAAACCGAUUAGAAGCAGUGUGAGGAGCAUGUUAUUUAAGAUAAUCUGUAACUAUAAUCAAGUUCGACACGACGAAAAUGAGAGAUUACUAGAAAAGAAGCGAAUAUUGGACGAAAUCAUUCAGGCGACCGCGGGCGUAGAUGACGAAAAUGUUAGAGAAACUAUUCAAAAGCUAGCAAGCGAACUGAAGAAUGUUAUUGAUAAUAACGCAUCAGAAUCAAGUUAUUUAGAGAAAGUGUCUACUAUGACAGGUGCAAGCAUUCGUACACUACGCACAAUUAAAAAAGAGGGUUCUAUUAACCAAGGCCAAUGGAAUACGCCAGGGAAAAAACGACCCCGGCCACCAACUGUGUCAAAUUUAGACAAUUUUGAUGUGUCAGCCAUCCGUAAUAAAAUUAAUGAGUUUUAUUGCGUCAAAAAGCAGGUACCUACUCUAAGAGCCUUACAUGCGGAUUUGAAAGAAUCUAUAGGAUUCUCAGGAUGUUGUGAAACACUGAGGAAAAUACUACACGAGAACGGAUUUGAGUUUAAAAAAAAUAAAGAAGAGCGCUCCAUCCUCAUGGAAAAGUUUGAAAUAUCUGGGUGGAGGCAAAGGUUUCUUAGAGCUAUACAUAAAAAACGGGAAGAAGGAAAAAAUAUUGUGUAUCUUGAUGAGACAUAUGUCCAUCAAAAUUACAGACCGAAGAAGUCAUGGCAAGGGCCUUCAACUUCCGGUUUAGUUGAAAAAAUUUCCUCGGGUAAGCGGCAUAUUAUAGUGCAUGCUGGAUCAGAGCAAGGAUUUGUGCCCAAUGCUUUGCUUGUUUUUAGCACAAAAUCCAAAGCAGCUGACUAUCAUGAUGACAUGAACAGUUCUAAUUUUUUAAAGUGGCUACGAGAAAUGUUAAUCCCAAAUUUGACUGAGCCCAGUGUAAUUGUUAUGGACAAUGCCAGUUACCAUGUAACACAAAUAAAUAAGCCUCCAACCAUGCACAGCUUAAAGGCUGAUAUUCAAAAAUGGCUAAGGGAAAAUAAUAUCCCAUAUGAAGAGUGUUUCAAAAAGGAGGAAUUGAUGUGCCUCGUUGAGGAAAAUAAAAUUGGUCCCAUAUAUGCAGCAGAGGAGUUAUUGAAGCAGCAUGGGCAUGAGGUCCUUAAAUUGCCUCCAUACCAUUGCGAUCUAAACGCUAUUGAGUUGAUAUGGAGCCUCACAAAGCGAAAAAUAGCCAGCAGAAAUGUGGGGCUACCGGGUUCAGAUACGGAAAACUUGAUCCGAGAAUGUUUUGCAAUGAUUACCCCGGAAGAUUGGAAAAAAAGUACAGUCCAUGUAAUAAAUGUGGAACGAAAAUACAAGUCUAAGGACAACAUUACAGACACUGAACUAGCUCCAUUCAUAAUAGAAGUUCGGGAAAGUGACAAUGACAGUGAUAGUUCUCUGUCAGGAAUUGAAUUUCUUGAAUCCGAUUUCGAUUAUGAUUCUUAAAUAAAUAGGCACCUUCUUUAUAAACUAACAAUAUUAAAAGUAGAUUGAAACUAAAUUGUGUUUUCUUUCACCUACCUUCAGUUCAGCUCCAUUAUACAAUAUGUGACUUUUUAUUAUUACUAACUUUAUAAGUACAACGGGAAGCAUAAAUAUUUCCCUUGUGAAGGUUUACUUUAAUAGCACAAGGGAAAUAUUUAUGCUUAAUAAAUAAUCGCCUGUAAUUAACCCGAGUUCAAAACUUCAAAAUAAAACACAAAUAAAGUAAUUUUUAAUCCUAUCAAAAAUAUAAAUGUCAUAUGAGAACCAAGUUCAAUAUUAUGACAUAUGCCUUGGUUGUUGACUUCAACGACCAAAGAAAUGAGAUUUAAAGGGUGCCGUUUAAUGGUCAGUCCUGAAAUUUAUUUGUAACAACAAAGUAUCAUUUUCUAUAACUUAGGAAUCUUAGGAUAAUAUAAUAACUUACUUUUUGUACAGUUGAAGUAAAGAUAUUUAUGUUUACUACAUAUUUUUGUAAUGAUUGACUGAUUAGUCUACUAACAAUUCGUUCCUUCGUUUUUUAGUAUCUCUGAUAAUAAUGAUAACUAUUCAAUCAUAUUUUUAAUUUUUAAGUGGGCUAAAUUAGAAGCCAGGGGUUAUAAUUGCAUUGCAACGAUAUCCUCAGUCUGUUUACUGUAUUAAAUUUACAGUCUGCUACGUUGCAGACUUCAGUCAGUCACUAAUCAAAACAAAAAUUAAUUACGUAUGAAUUACCAAGUAUCAAAUUACUUUUUUUGCACUAUGCUUCGUGUUACCAGUUAAAGAUUUUUUGAAUUUGCCGCUUUUUUUUUGUGCAGCCACUCGCUGGUCAAA